UGCUGAUGGGCGGCGGACGGGGCCAAUACCCGCCCGGGGCGGGGUGAGAGCCGAGGGCGGGCCCGGCCAUGUCCCCGCUACCCGAGGCGGAGCUGGUGCGCAGCUCGGUGCAGCUGUACCGGUACCUGCUCCGCUGCUGCCGCCGCCUGCCGCCCGGCCCCAUCCGCCAGCACUACCGGCACGCCAUCAGACAGAGUUUCAAAGUCCAUGCUGAUGAAGAUGAUCCUGAGCGAAUCCAGCAGAUCAUUAAGAGAGCCAUUGAAGAUGCUGACUGGGUGAUGAAUAAAAUGUCUUCAGACAAUUUACAUGAACUUCCAGAACUACAGCUGCUUUUCCUCAGACCUUGCCCAUGGCUGCAGAGAUCAGGGACAGACCACACAAGGGCAGAGCUGUGGUGCUGAGCUCCCCUGUGCUGUCAGACUGGUUUCUCAGUAUAAAAGCCAGGAGUAGAAGAGGAAGGAUGAAACCAAGAAGGACAUUGGUAAACAGCCUUAGAGGACUUGCAGUGAAGUUCCGUACUAUACUGAAUUAUUGCCUGAAGUUUUCUCUUGGAUAAUAUAAAUACAAUAAUUGAUAUUUCA
This is a messenger RNA of Pseudopodoces humilis (Tibetan ground-tit), 581 nucleotides long. It is a transcript of the gene LYRM9, whose product is annotated as LYR motif containing 9. Lineage: Eukaryota; Metazoa; Chordata; Aves; Passeriformes; Paridae. The record is from RefSeq and is a predicted model, not a curated record.